Loa loa (African eye worm) is the source of this 450-nucleotide messenger RNA. RefSeq lists its product as hypothetical. The coding region runs from base 1 to 450 and encodes 149 amino acids. The record is from RefSeq and is a predicted model, not a curated record. NCBI's taxonomy places the organism in Eukaryota, Metazoa, Nematoda, Chromadorea, Rhabditida, Onchocercidae. The transcript is spliced from 3 exons.
AUGGUCCGAGAGAACCAAAAUACGGUCCAAGGAAGUGGCGGAUAUCACACACCUCGCAAAACCCCGAAUCCAUUUGGAAAGUUCCCCCUACCUCCCCCACUCCCAAUCCCAUCACUAACCGCCGAUAUCGUACCCACGGUCACGGAAACUUGGCCUCACGUCUGUUCACAUACUCUUAUUCCUCCCAUUUUUAUCUAUACGCUUAUUCAUUCACCCACACAUCCAUCAAGAUACCUUAACCAUAUGCUAGAAAACGCCACGUACACUCACUCAUUCAUUAGUUCAUACGUACAACUUACAUGCAUACAGACGCACGCACACACACACACAUACACACACACAUGCACACGCACAUACGCACACACACACACACAUACACACACACACACGUACACACACGCAAUACACACCACAACACAACACUGCUUAAAUAUGGACUUGGGCAAAUGA